AUGCCUCAGCCCAUCCCUGCCAUGCGCCCGAAUAAUGAAGCCGUCUGCGAGCGCCACCGCAGCAACGACAGAGACGACAGUCGUGGUCGCCACCUCCAAACCCUGGUAUUGAAGCGCGCACACCAGGACGCCGUAGCUGAUUUCGCGAAGCCCCUUGACGUAGACCAGGGGCGUCGGCCCCUCACGCUGCGUGGCCAGGGCGCGCCGUUGUGGCUACAGGGGCAGGCCGAAGCGCUCGUGCUCGUGGGCGGGCGAUCUGAAGCUGUUGAGGCUGAGGAUGAUGCAUAG
This is a messenger RNA of Anthostomella pinea, 288 nucleotides long. NCBI's taxonomy places the organism in Eukaryota, Fungi, Ascomycota, Sordariomycetes, Xylariales, Xylariaceae. The record is from the annotation of a GenBank genome assembly.